GGGAUGGAUAGUCUGCAAAAAUUACCCUGGCACAACAAACUACAAAGUUAAGAUUUCGCUUGAAUCUGCAACUCAGCUGCCAUGAAAAAAAGUUUUGUUUUUAAAGAAACUUACUUUUUGAGCUGCAAUAUAUCCCGUCUGUCCCCCAGAACCUAUCCGAGUGUGUCAUUGGUGACUCUUCUCGCUGCACUUGCAGGUAUACACACCCGGCCCAGAAGAACGCCAUUUAAAAAUGUCGAGAAGUGUUCGCAAGUCGGCAAAAGUCUUGGAAGAGAAACAACUGUAAAUUCCAGAUGCUGCUGCAUCUGUCUAUCAACAAUGAGAUUGACAAUUCCCCUUCCAGUUCCCAGAUCCAGCCAUCUCACUCUAUAAGACACUGCAAGCUAUCAUCCCAAAUAUUUCUUUUACCUGUACGCCGUGCCUUGAAGUAUCAUCCAUUCACAUCUGGAAACAAUAGCUGCUUAGGAAGACAGUGUCGUCACCAUGCCCGGCAUCCCAUUGGAACUUGAUGAGACGUGGCCCACGGAAACGACCCAUACGCCGAGAGUAUCCAGCUCAUGUCAGACUCAACCUGUUGCGGAACAGCUUUCUAAAGCAUCACAGUCUGCCACCCCCUCCCAAACUUCGACAGAAAGCCCUCCCUCCCUGCCUUUGAUGUAUGAAAACCUUGUGAAACAUCAUCAAAUAUUUGACCAGAUCAUGAGCAACCGCGAUUCGUGUAUGGAGAUGCGGCAAGAUAGACACGAGCAACUUAAAACGGCCCUACGGAGCCUCGAUUGCCAUCUAUCAGAGAGUGGUACUAUUUUCAGACUCUGUUAUGCUGUCUAUGGAGCAAAAUGGCAUCUGGGGGUUCCGCUAAGCAUUGUUGCCCAUGGGCUUCUCGAGAAUCUGGCAGAAUAGCAAGACAGGAGCAGCAUGAAGUUAGUUUGACUGUUGUAUGUGUGAAUCGCCUUGACUAUUAAA
This is a messenger RNA of Monascus purpureus, 963 nucleotides long. The record is from the annotation of a GenBank genome assembly. Lineage: Eukaryota; Fungi; Ascomycota; Eurotiomycetes; Eurotiales; Aspergillaceae.